This is a messenger RNA of Lathyrus oleraceus (garden pea), 687 nucleotides long. RefSeq lists its product as uncharacterized. The transcript is spliced from 2 exons. NCBI's taxonomy places the organism in Eukaryota, Viridiplantae, Streptophyta, Magnoliopsida, Fabales, Fabaceae. The record is from RefSeq and is a predicted model, not a curated record. Bases 1 to 687 code for a protein of 228 amino acids.
AUGAAUGUUAUUGGCACAAAAUGGAUCUACAAGAACAAAUUUGAUGAAAAAGGGAUUAAAGCACCUAGGGGCUGGUAUGAAAGGCUCACUGAGUACCUUGUUAACAAUGGAUACAGGAAAGGAGGAACAGAAAAGACACUAUUUGUUAAAGAAGAGAAUGGUAAACUCAUGAUAGCUCAAAUAUAUGUUGAUGGCAUUGUGUUUGGAGGAAUGUCGAACCAGAUAGUACAACAUUUUGUCAGGAAGAUACAAUUUGAAUUUGAAAUGAGUCUUGUUGGUGAAUUAACAUACUUUCUUGGGCUCCAAGUCAAACAAAUGGAUGGCAUUAUCUUCAUCUCUCAAAGCAAGUACGCCAAGAGCAUAGUAAAUAAGUUUGGCAUGGAAAAGGCUAGUCAUAAAAGUACACCUGCACCAACUCACUUGAAACUGACUAAAGAUGAAAAAGGUGUAAAUUUGGAUCAACGUCUAUAUAGGAGUAUGAUUGGUAGCCUAUUGUAUCUUACAGCUAAUAGACUUGACAUGACAUUUGUUGUAGGAGUUUGUGUUAGAUAUCAGUCUGAACCCAAAAUGAGUCAUAUUAUUCAAGUGAAAAGGAUCCUGAAGUAUAUCAAUGGAACUAGUGACUAUGGAAUAUUGUAUUCUCAUAAUGCAAACUUCUUGCUUAUAGGAUACUAUGAUGCAGAUUGA